AUGGGUGACUUACCAUCAGAUCGAGUACGCCCAUGUCGACCUUUCAGUAAUACUGGCACUGUUAUCAGCGGCCCAGUAUUUAUUAAAGCCUCAAAAAGACGAAACAGUCCUACAUCGAAGGGAUACAUAGUGAUAUUUGUAUGUCUUGCAACCAAAGCUGUACAUUUAGAAGUAGUAACAGACAUGACCAGUGAAGCAUUUAUAGCAGCAUUCAAGAGAUUUAUUUCACGACGAGGAAUUGUUACAAACAUGUACUCGGACAAUGGCACCAAUUUCGUAGGCGCAGAGAGAGAGAGCUUCGAGAGCUUCAAGAUCUGUUUACAAACGAAGAACAUCAGAGAAGAAUCGUCGAAGAAUCAACCGCUCACCUCAUUAAGUGGCACUUCCAUUCCACCCCGAUCCCCUCAUUUCGGAGGCUUAUGGGAAGCUGCUGUUCGGUCAGUGAAACAUCAUUUGAAACGAGUUGUAGCCAAACGCCUCACUCACCUUCGAGGAAUGUUACACUACUUUAACAAUGAAUGA
Messenger RNA from Homalodisca vitripennis (glassy-winged sharpshooter), 522 nucleotides. RefSeq lists its product as uncharacterized. Lineage: Eukaryota; Metazoa; Arthropoda; Insecta; Hemiptera; Cicadellidae. The transcript has a single exon. The record is from RefSeq and is a predicted model, not a curated record. Gene Ontology annotation, molecular function: nucleic acid binding. Bases 1 to 522 code for a protein of 173 amino acids.